Lactuca saligna is the source of this 911-nucleotide messenger RNA. Lineage: Eukaryota; Viridiplantae; Streptophyta; Magnoliopsida; Asterales; Asteraceae. The record is from the annotation of a GenBank genome assembly.
AUGCUUGGUGUUGUUCAAGGCUGGAAGUGCCCACCACAAAUGGUUGACUUCAUCUCAAGUUUAGGGUGGAGUGCAAACAACGAAUCUUUUGGUAAAGUUGAUUUCACAAGCUCCAAAUAUACUAUACUUUCUUAUAUGCUUCCGAUCAAGGCAGCUGAACUUUGUUUGUCCUUCAUUUUCAAGUUCAUACAAAGGAGGAUAAAAUAUCGUUGUCUCUUACUUCAGCAAUCAAUCUUACUUCAGGAUGAGGCCACAGGUUCAGAUACAGAGAAGAAUAUAUAUGCACUAAAAGUCAAAGAAUUACUUAAUUGCCUCCAUGAAGUUGGUACACUUCCUCAGAUCACAAGCAUCCAAGGAGAGCAGGUUGUUCUUAUUAGUCAUAGGCGGCUUAGGAUAACAGAGAUGGUCAGUGAAGAUCCCCUUACUGUCCAAGUGGAUCAUAUCAAGGAUUUACCAUACAGCAAGGAUGAUGAUGUCCAGGGCCGGAUGCCUUAAGGGGCCAUUGUCCCCCCGUUUUUUAGCAUUAUCAGGAAGAAUACAAAUGAUUCUGGUGGACAGACAAACAGUGAUACGUAUGAGGAGAAAAGAAGAUGCUAGAACUUAGGAACAUGAAACGAUAAAAGCAAGAAAUAGUUUGGCAGAUAGCAGCAAAAAGACAUGACGUGCUACAUAAUUUCUUUGAUCUUCGGCUCCUCCCAAAGAUCCAAAACGCCAAAAAAAAUGAAAAUUAGGAUAAACGAGAUAGAUUUCGAGGAAAUCCGAACAUAUGUCUUGAAAAACCAACAAUUCAGCCCUAAAUAUAAAGCAAUAAAUCCCAUUCAUCAAGUUCCAGCUAUAGUUGAUGGACGCUUCAAGUUGUUUGAUAGGUUCUUUCUAUUUCUUAAUUCUUAUCUAAAAUCCUUACUCCUUAU